Laetiporus sulphureus 93-53 is the source of this 1029-nucleotide messenger RNA. Its product is annotated as dihydrodipicolinate synthetase. The transcript has 5 exons. The record is from RefSeq and is a predicted model, not a curated record. Lineage: Eukaryota; Fungi; Basidiomycota; Agaricomycetes; Polyporales; Laetiporaceae. The coding region runs from base 1 to 1029 and encodes 342 amino acids. Gene Ontology annotation, molecular function: 4-hydroxy-tetrahydrodipicolinate synthase activity.
AUGGCAACCAAUGCAACGAGCGCACCUGUCGUCUCUCGUCCGCUGAAGCCCGGAAUUUAUGCUCCGAUACCUACGUUUUUCUUACCAGGUUCUGAGGAUUUGGAUCUUGCUUCGCUUGAGUCACACACCGUCCGGCUCGCCAAGGCUGGCGUGAGCCCCCUUCUUGCGGGAAGCAUGGGAGAGGGGCCGCACUUGACCCAUGCAGAACGGAUCUCACUGAUCAAGACUGUUAGACGGGCCUUGGACAAUGCGGGCUUCAAACAGAUGCCAAUCAUAGCUGGCACCGGCACGGGCAGCACGCGCGAGACUAUCGAAUUAUGUAGAGAGGCCGCACAAGCUGGCGCGGAUUAUGUCAUUGUAAUUGCCAGCGGAUACUUCGCGGGAGUCCUCGCUGGAAACAAAGCAGCGCUGAAGGCCUUCUGGGCGGAAGUAGCGGAGGAGAGCCCGAUUCCUGUGCUGAUUUAUAAUUAUCCUGACGCGACUGGAGGCAUUGAUCUGGACUCCGACCUCAUCAUCGAGUUGGCGCAAGAGUGUCCCAACUUGGUUGGCGUGAAGCUGACAUGCGGUAAUGUCGGAAAGCUCACCAGAAUCUGCGCGACUGUCUCGAAUGCCUCGUUCUCAUCCGUGUAUCCUCGCAAGAAGGCAGAUGCAUCAUUCCUUGUCUUCGGCGGCUACUCUGAUUUCCUGGUGUCGUCGACGUUCGCUAAUGGCCACGGAGCUAUCACCGGGCUGGCAAAUGUUGCACCUGCCGCCGUUGCCAAGCUCUUUGAGCUAGCACAGACAACCCUGAACGACUGUUCCCGCCUUCCUGAAGCUCAAAGUCUCCAAGGCGUUGUUGCUCGAGCGGAUUAUACAAUAGCCAAGGCGUCCAUUGCAGGGACCAAGGCUUUGCUGGAGACGUUGUACGGGUAUGGUGGACGUCCCCGGAAGCCCCUGCCACCCGUUGACUCUCAGUCCGCUGAGGCUCUGUGGGAGCAUCCGGAUGUCCGAACACUAGUGGCAGUUGAGCGUGGACUGCAUGACCAAUGA